AGCCAGGAUCGAACAUUAAUACUUUUAAUUGACUAGUGUUCAUCUUCAUUUAAUAUUAUUCUAGAGUAUGGAUGCUGCAGAACAAUCAUCUUCAGCGACAGCCGCAGCCAUAUCUUCGGAUGUUUGGAGAGAUAUAUUCCUAUGGAGAAGAAAGAAGCUGAGUUUAAGCCUUCUCCUCACCUCAACAUUAAUUUGGGUACUGCUAGAAGUCUAUCACUUUAACUUUGUGACCGUUGUUUCAUGGGUGACCAUGGUCAUUACUACUCUGCUGUUCCUAUGGGGAAACAUUUGUAAACUUCUUGGCAAAGCACCACCAAACAUGUCAGCACUAGAAAUCUCUGAGCAGUCAGCUAUGGAGGUUGCCAAUGCAUGUCGAGGAAUUGUUGAAGAAGCAGUGAGAUGGAUGUUCCAUGUGAAUGUUGAGAGAGAGUGGUUCGUGUUUGCUCAAGUAGUUGCGGGAUUUUUGUUACUCUCCCAUGUGGGAACCUUCUUCGAUUUGCUUACUCUUCUUUAUAUAGGUGUUGUGAUGGGCUUGAUAGUUCCAGUGAUUUAUGAGAAGUACGAGGAUAAAAUAAAGAGCAGUGGGGAGUAUCUGAAGCUGCAGUGCAGGAGAUUUUAUGAGAUGAUUGACAACAGGGUCAUCAAGAAUACGAAGAACAAGAUUGUUAAAGAAGAGAAGAAGAAAAUUCAGUAAAAUAUAUGUUUCUACAAAAUAGUGCACAGAAUAAUCUCUGUAAUGAAAUCGGCAGCUUUUUAGCAACUAUACUAAUUAAAACUAUAGGAAAUUGAAUGUUAUUAAUACGCUCAAGUCAAUCUUCUUCCAAACUUGUCUUAUCCGGAUAAGACAAGCUCAAAAGAAGGACGGGAGUAAAGAUGAAUCCAAAAAAAGGGCGAGAGAAGGCUGAAGGGUCUUAGUUGCCAGAGAGGGAGAGGGAGAGGGAGAG
This is a messenger RNA of Mangifera indica (mango), 944 nucleotides long. RefSeq names its product reticulon-like protein B13. Lineage: Eukaryota; Viridiplantae; Streptophyta; Magnoliopsida; Sapindales; Anacardiaceae. The transcript is spliced from 4 exons. Bases 68 to 694 code for a protein of 208 amino acids. The record is from RefSeq and is a predicted model, not a curated record.